This is a messenger RNA of Coregonus sp. 'balchen', 21939 nucleotides long. NCBI's taxonomy places the organism in Eukaryota, Metazoa, Chordata, Actinopteri, Salmoniformes, Salmonidae. The record is from the annotation of a GenBank genome assembly.
GUCAUGGUAAUGCACGCAGCAGAAGGAGUCAAGCGCUUCGGAAGGGGGACAAAUCUGACCAAUAAAGGAUUCUAAAGGGGAAUCUAUCGCAAAGGAUUCUGUCACUCACUCUUUGCGAGAUGCGUCUCUCACGGAAACGCUGGACUAUUUGCACAAUAAGCAUCCUGGUGAUCUUCUACAAGACGAAAGAAAUAACUAGAAGUGAAGAACAUCAGGAAGCUCAAGUCACUGGGUAUGAUACGUUCUUUUGCCAUUGAUAUGGCCAAUAGAAUAGCUGGAACACGGUUGGGGGACACAGGGAUUACCAUACGGCGGGCUGCAGAGGUUUUCUACUUUGAGACUUGGUCAAUGAAAGCAUCCUUGGUCAAUGAAAGCAUCCAUUUUCAUUUUUAGGACUUUGUUUAGAUGUAUAUUGGUAGAUCUGUGCCAGUGUCCUGCAAUUGGACACCUCUGCCAUUGUCCAGCCCAUAGCAAUUGUAUUGGGAUGGACGCUUAAUUCUCCUUUGUUUGGACUGAACCGGUGAACACAAUGUCAAAACGACACUUAGUCGCAAUUAGUGCUGAUAUUCAGUAUUUUCUAGUUAUUUAAUUGCCUGAUAUCAUAUUCACUGUGGCAUGUGAGUGGAUUCUUCAGAGAUUUUACAAAUUUCUCUCUGAAUACUACAGAGACAAUGAGGCAUGCUGACAGACUCUCCUUCAGAGCCUCGGCCACACAAAUUGGGGCAAAAUCUCAGUAUACAGAGAAAUAUAGUUUGUAGUUGAUAGGAUUUCACUUUUUUCAAAAUACUGGAAUGCAAACAAAAUCAAUCAAAUCUUAUACAUUACAAUAUUGUGUGUGUUUGAACCAUCAAGGCUAGUUCAGGGAGACUAUAUUUGGGACUCUUGAGUACAGGUGAAGGUUGCCAAGUACCUCAACUCCUCCAUGGAGUUGAGUGCAGACUAGAGUUUUAAAAAAUUAACCUCCCACUCUUUCGAGUCACUAUGACUAUUUCGAGUCACUAUGCGUUGAUACUUCUGAAAAUGUAAAUUCUUAAACCCUUGCCGUGUACCUAAGUUUGUCUUCUGUAGCUGUGUGCCUUUCUUUGUUUGCUGAAAUCCAUACUUUUUUAUAAAACGUUAAUCAAAUACAACCACUGAGUGUUUCCUCAUUGCUGUUCCUUGUAGAUGGCAACUCAGCGCAAAUCCGCAUUUGCCAAUUGAAUCUCAGCAAUGAAACAGUCGGUGGUUGCUCCUGAGAUGAGAAGGGUGUAAUUGCAGACCGCAAUUAGGGGUGUUUUCUGAUAUAGGCGUUUCAUGAUAUCAAGUACAUCCAUUGAUGCUCGCCAUUGGUCCUUGGCCGUCUCUUUUGCGUCGGGACAACAGUUCUUGACAACUGUAGCAUUGUAGCCUAACCCUUUUCCUAACCUUAACCUCAGUCUCCUAACCAGCCACGCUAAUUAUCCUAACCUGCCACGUUAAUUAUCCUAACCUGCCACGUUAGUUAUCCUAACCUGCUAUGUAAAUAAAUAAUCUGUGUCGAGAAAUCAUCAGUCUCAUACCACCAGAACUGACCAAUGGCAGGUAUCAAUGGGCGUUUCCUUAUAUCAGGGAAACACCCACAUCAAGAAGCACCCGAAUUGCGGUCUGUAAUUACACCAUAUUCCCUGAGGCAGAGUUUUCCACCACCAUCAACAAAACACCAAAUGAUGGAAUUUCCCAUGGAAGAAUGGGGUCGGCCCGUCAGGAAGUCUAGGACCCAGUUCCACAGGGCGGGGUUCAGAACCAGGGCCCCGAGCUUAAUGAUGAGCUUGGAGGGCACUAUGGUGUUGAAGGCUGAGCUGUAGUCGAUGAACAGCAUUCUUACAUAGGUAUUCCUCUUGUCCAGGUAGGAUAGGGCAGUGUGCGGUGCAAUGGCGAUUGCGUAAUCCGUGGAUCUGUUGGGGCGGUAUUCGAAUUGUAGUGGGGUCUAGUUUGUCAGGUAAGGUGGAGGUGAUAGUCAUUUCAAAGCACUUCAUGAUGACAGAAGUGAGUGCUACGGGGCGAUAGUCAUUUCGUUCAGUUACCUUCGCUUUCUUGGGUACAGGAACAAUGGUGGACAUCUUGAAGCAAGUGGGAACAACAGACUGGGAUAUGGAGAGAUUGAAUAUGUCUGUAAACACUCCAGCCAGCUGGUCUGCACAUGCUCUGAGGACGCAAAAAAGUCUUAGAUCUUUACCAGGAACUGAAAAAGUGAUUUCUUGUAUGAACAAGCCUAAAUUGGAGAGAUUCCCAUUUCUUUCCACUCAGUUAAAGUUAACGCUGAAGGGUUCAUUUGAGCGUUAAAGAGAAGUGAGGUUUGAAUUAUUGUAAUAAUUAGGUUACAAUCACCAGUCAGUAAGCUGCCUUGUCUGAGCCACAACGGCCCACAAUCACCAGUAGUAGGAUGAUACUAUCAAAGAAAGGACGUGCUUUGUUUCAGUUUUUAUACUACUGGACUGAAGACAAGAAGGUUAUGUGUGUGUGUGUGUGUGUGUGUGUGUGUGUGUGUGUGCGUGCGUACCACUGAGCAGUAGACUAUGAGCCUAUGCGAGAGACCUGCGGUUCCCUUUUCUCCAAUCUAAGCAGGAAGUGUCAAACGAAAACAACACAGCUAUAAUCAAAUUGUAUUUGUCACAUGCGCCUUACCGUGAAAUGCUUACUUGCAAGCCCUAAACCAACAAUGCAGUUCAAGAAGUAGAGUCAAGAAAAUAUUUACUAAAUUAACUAAAGUUUAAAAAAAAACAAAUCAAAUCAAAAAGUAACACAAGAAAAUGACAUAACAAUAACGAGGCUAUAUACAGGGGGUACCAAGUCAAUGUGCUGGGGUACAGGUUAGUCGAGGUAAUUUGUAAAGUGACUAUGCAUAGAUAAUAAACAGCGAGUAGCAGCAGUGUAAAAACAAAGGGGGGGGGGGUGUCAAUGUAAAUAGUCCGGGUGGCCAUUUGAUUAAUUGUUCAGCAGUCUUAUGGCUUGGGGGUAGAAGCUGUUAAGAAGCCUUUUGGUCCUAGACUUGGCGCUCCGGUACCAGUCGCAGAGGGAGGUGUUUAGUCCCAGAGUCCUUAGCUUUAGUGAUGAGCUUUGUGGGCACUAUGGUGUUGAACGCUGAGCUGUCAUCUAUCAACUGAUGUGAUGGCAACAAGUGUUGUCAUAUCCAUUCAUGAGUGUUAACACUGUUCAAAAUGUAAUUAGGAUUUAGAAGAACUAUAGAUGAUUGUCCCUUGAACCACCACUGCAGCUAGCCUACAAGGUUACACAUUUGAAUUUCCAAGCUCUUUGUUUUAAACCAGACAAUAGUUUAAUCCGGUUGCUACAACAAAUAGGAAGUAAUUUAAGUGGUCGUUAUGCGUGUGAACAACUAAGUCCCAGCAAUAGGGUAUUUUCCAUUGUUUCCACGUAUAUCUGUUGAAGAAGAAGGUCAGUUCUCACACAACCUUGCCUCAAAUGACCACAAGCAACCCUGGCAGAUGCUGUGAGUCAUAUGGCCAAUUGGGAUUUUUUUUUGCAAUAACAUUUGAGAAUGUCCGGGGCUCUGGGCUUUGUUCACUGGGGCAACUGUGCAUAGAUAUGUUAGGGUAGGGUAGGGGAAUGGACUGGGAGUAGCUCUUUCAGAAAGACAAAAGUAUUCUUGUGAAUGGUGCUUCACCUUAAUCACACAUACAUACGUGUUAAAGUAUUAUUUUUGGAAGACUCUGAAAUGACUUCCUCUGUAGAGCACGUCUCUACAGGAAGUUGAAUAAAUAACCUUUGCAAAAUCAACUGAGCUUGCCAAGAGUAGGUGUAGCCCAAGCAAGGACAAUAGACCUUUAUGAGUGUACAGUGUGAUGGAUGAAAAACAAUGGCAAAUUGACAGUGUGUUCAAGGUGUCUCUUUCAUUAAACAACAGAGCUUUCAUAUUAAGGACAAAAAACUGGAUGCAUAUGGAACUCGGGGUGUACUGCUGUACAAAUCCAGCCUUCUUUUCUAGUCCACUACCUCUCUAGUACCCUUUUCUGCCAUUCAUUACAAUGUAAUUACUUAGUUAUUACCAGUUCAAUCGCCUCAAUGAGAAAUCACAUUCGUCAUAACAUCAUAACAUUGAAACAAAGAACCUGGACCGGUUAUGUGUGUGUGCCCUCAAGGAUCAAGCCCUCGUCUAGAGAUGCUAUUGCUACUCUCCCCAUUGGGACGCCCUCGUCCAGAGAUGCCAUUCCUGCUGUCCCCAUUGGGACGCCCUUGUCCAGAGAUGCCAUUGCUACUGUCCCCAUUGGGACACCCUCGUCCAGAGAUGCCAUUAAUACUGUCCCCAUUGGGACGCCCUCGUCCAGAGAUGCCAUUAAUACUGUCCCCAUUGGGACACCCUCGUCCAGAGAUGCCAUUAAUACUGUCCCCAUUGGGACGCCCUCGUCCAGAGAUGCCAUUGCUACUGUCCCCAUUUGGACGCCCUCGUCCAAAGAUGACAUUGCUACUGUCCCCAUUGGGACACCCUCGUCCAGAGAUGCCAUUAAUACUGUCCCCAUUGGGACACCCUCGUCCAGAGAUGCCAUUAAUACUGUCCCCAUUGGGACGCCCUCGUCCAGAGAUGCCAUUGCUACUGUCCCCAUUUGGACGCCCUCGUCCAGAGAUGCCAUUGCUACUGUCCCCAUUUGGACGCCCUCGUCCAAAGAUGACAUUGCUACUGUCCCCAUUGGGAUGCCCUCGUCCAGAAAUGCCAUUGCUACUGUCCCCAUUGGGACGCACUCGUCCAGAGAUGCCAUUGCUACUGUCCCCAUUGGGACGCACUCGUCCAGAGAUGCCAUUGCUACUGUCCCCAUUGGGAUGCACUCGUCCAGAGAUGCCAUUGCUGCUGUCCCCAUUUGGGCGCCCUCAUCCAAAGAUGCCAUUGCUACUGUCCCCAUUGGGAUGCCCUUGUCCAGAAAUGCCAUUGCUACUGUCCCCAUUGGGACGCACUCGUCCAGAGAUGCCAUUGCUACUGUCCCCAUUGGGAUGCACUCGUCCAGAGAUGCCAUUGCUACUGUCCCCAUUGGGAUGCCCUUGUCCAGAAAUGCCAUUGCUGCUGUCCCCAUUGGGACACACUCGUCUAGUGAUGCCAUUGCUACUGUCCCCAUUGGGAUGCACUCGUCCAGAGAUGCCAUUGCUGCUGUCCCCAUUGGGACGCCCUCGUCCAGAGAUGCCAUUGCUGCUGUCCCCAUUUGGGCGCCCUCAUCCAAAGAUGCCAUUGCUACUGUCCCCAUUGGGAUGCCCUUGUCCAGAAAUGCCAUUGCUACUGUCCCCAUUGGGACGCACUCGUCCAGAGAUGCCAUUGCUACUGUCCCCAUUGGGAUGCACUCGUCCAGAGAUGCCAUUGCUACUGUCCCCAUUGGGAUGCCCUUGUCCAGAAAUGCCAUUGCUGCUGUCCCCAUUGGGACACACUCGUCUAGUGAUGCCAUUGCUACUGUCCCCAUUGGGAUGCACUCGUCCAGAGAUGCCAUUGCUGCUGUCCCCAUUGGGACGCCCUCGUCCAGAGAUGCCAUUGCUACUGUCCCCAUUGGGACGCACUCGUCCAGAGAUGCCAUUGCUACUGUCCCCAUUGGGACGCACUCGUCUAGCGAUGCCAUUGAUACUGUCCCCAUUGGGACAUUUGGACAAUAAUGUUUUUUUCUAUUAUUUUCUCAUUCCAGCGACAGUGAACUCGACACUUCAAGACUUAUGGUCAAUAGUUCAGAGAAAAGCAGCAGGAGUGGUCCUUCCUUUUUCCAGCACUCGGUCGAAGGAUGGCGGCUCAAUUCGUCACUAGUUCUCAUGAUAAGGUGAGUCACUGCUUGGCCAGUUAUUGACAUUGGAUUAGAAGAGGCUUGAAUUGAAACAAUGGAGCUCUUCUCUACACCACCAGCUCCCAGAGCACAUUACAGUGUGUGGUCCUCUGUAGCUCAGCUGGUAGAGCACGGCGCUUGUAACGCCAAGGUAGUGGGUUCGAUCCCGGGACCACCCAUACACAAAAAUGUAUGCACGCAUGACUGUAAGUCGCUUUGGAUAAAAGCGUCUUCUAAAUGGCAUAUUAUUAUUAUUAUUGUGUGAGGAUUACUAACCUCAUCCACCACAAUUGUACAACAGCACCCAGCGAUUUGGGAUGCGUCCCAAAUGGCACCCUAUUCCCUAUAUAGUGCACUACUUUUGACCAGAGCCCUAUAAGCCACUGGUCAAAAGUAGUGCACUGUAUAGGGAAUAGGGUGCCAUUUGGGACGCAGAUAUACAGUAGGAAACCACUGGAGACUCAUGAGGAGGAUGACUCAUUGCCAGGGUCAACAUUAACUCAAGCUCAUUGCUUUGCUUUUCACACUCCAUUACAUCACAGUUCAACCACAGUGUCACCACGUCGAAUUUGACUGCAUUGAGUGGCAUAAGAAUCUAUAUACCGAAGGCCGUUCUUUUUUCAUUACAAACAACCCAGUCAAUAAGUCUAUGCUACUUAUGUACUGCUUCUGAAGAAGUCUGUGUACUAAUUCUAUACAGUAUAUCAUAAAGGAGUUGUGAUAGUUAUGUCAUUAUACUCCCAACAACACUGUUGUAUUAUAUAGUAACUUUGGAGAGGUUGUCAUUGUGGAGGUUGUCUUCCUUUUUAGCCACCAGAAAUACACAUCUUUCAGUAUUCCCUCUGGUGGGGUCAGUCGUGUCUGACCACGCCCACCCAGUUGGGAGCCAAGCCCACCCAAUCAGAUUUCUUUUUUACUUGUCAGUGUUCCAAAUAGAACAUUAUUUGUCUGAUUUUUUUUUUUCUUCUCUUUGCCCCAUUGCAAAAUGUCAAAACAUUUAAGGAAGUUAGCUGCAAGCACGACCACCAGCUAAUUUCUGACUACACCACUGCGUAUGUGCUUAAAUUACGGUGAGACAACUUUUCUUUUUAUUGGGCAAAUGUGCCUUCCAUGCCUAAGAAUAGCAGCCCGCCCCUCUGUCUCCGUGUCUGGGGAAUCGUCUAAGUAGGACUGCAGUAGAACACAUAGCCCUCUGAGACAGCGAAAAAGAGACGGAAAAGUUGCUCAAACUGCAAAAGUCUCAUUACUGUACGACUUAAGAGGCUUUUUGCUCAUUUAGCCGAGCCUUUGUUCAGGGACUUAUUUCCGUGCUUCUAUUUUUUCCCCCACGCAGCAUAUUGUAAUUACGAAGCCAAUCAAGAUAUUGCUAUUUGACUCGCUGUGAAAAAUGUAGGCCAUUUAUCUUCUUGGUUUUUGUCUUACCCACCUAAUGUUUCAAGCUUUACCGCUGGUUGACUGGAACACAUUGCACCAGCAUUUUAGGGAGCCUGGUAUACUGUAGUUCUUUUCUUUCUUUCUUUCUUUCUUUCUUAUUAUUUUAAUUUUUUUGCUUCAUCGUCUUGCUUACCUUUAGACGUUUUUGAGACACCAUGCUGUUUGUCGCUGUCAUGUUGGAAGCAUGCUUACAUCUGUCACAACAGGAGACCUGUAAUGAAUCAAAACAGAGCAUCCCCAUUAAGAUUUCAUCAUUAACAACCAGAGAACUGUGACAUAUUUUCAUCAAAUAGAGAACAGAGGUGUGUAGCCUCCUCAUCCCCCAACAUCAGAAGAACUGAAUUGAUCAGACAAUGGAACUUUGGAGAGGUUCCAUAAACCUUUCAUGUCUAAACCCCUUACCACGUGCUGAAGCCAACUCCUAUAUCAUUGCCAUGUUAUGGAGAAGAGAUGGCAGCAGCACAUACAGUAGGCCUAUGGGAUAAGUUUAACAUACAGUAGGCCUAUGGGAUAAGUUUAACAUGCAGUAGGCCUAUGGGAUAAGUAUAUCAUACAGUAGGCCUAUGGGAUAAGUUUAUCAUACAGUAGGCCUAUGGGAUACGUUUAUCAUACAGUAGGCCUAUGGGAUAAGUUUAACAUACAGUAGGCCUAUGGGAUAAGUUUAACAUGCAGUAGGCCUAUGGGAUAAGUAUAUCAUACAGUAGGCCUAUGGGAUAAGUUUAUCAUACAGUAGGCCUAUGGGAUACGUUUAUCAUACAGUAGGCCUAUGGGAUAAGUUUAACAUACAGUAGGCCUAUGGGAUAAGUUUAUCAUACAGUAGGCCUAUGGGAUAAGUUUAACAUACAGUAGGCCUAUGGGAUAAGUUUAUCAUACAGUAGGCCUAUGGGAUAAGUUUAACAUACGGUAGGCCUAUGGGAUAAGUUUAUCAUACAGUAGGCCUAUGGAAUAAGUCUAUCAUACAGUAUUCCUAUGGGAUAAGUCUAUCAUACAGUAGGCCUAUGGGAUAAGUCAAUCAUACAGUAGGCCUAUGGGAUACGUUUAUCAUACAGUAGGCCUAUGGGAUACGUUUAUCAUACAGUAGGCCAAUGGGAUAAUUUUAACAUACAGUAGGCCUAUGGGAUAAGUUUAUCAUACAGUAGGCCUAUGGGAUAAGUUUAACAUACAGUAGGCCUAUGGGAUAAGUUUAACAUACGGUAGGCCUAUGGGAUAAGUUUAUCAUACGGUAGGCCUAUGGGAUAAGUUUAUCAUACAGUAGGCUAAUGGGAUAAGUUUAACAUACAGUAGACCUAUGGGAUAAGUUUAUCAUACAGUAGGCCUAUGGGAUAAGUUUAACAUACAGUAGGCCUAUGGGAUAAGUGUAUCAUACAGUAGGCCUAUGGGAUAAGUCUAUCAUACAGUAUUCCUAUGGAAUAAGUCUAUCAUACAGUAGGCCUAUGGGAUAAGUCAAUCAUACAGUAGGCCUAUGGGAUACGUUUAUCAUACAGUAGGCCUAUGGGAUACGUUUAUUAUACAGUAGGCCUAUGGGAUAAGUGUAUCAUACAGUAGGCCUAUGGGAUACGUUUAUCAUACAGUAGGCCUAUAGGAUAAGUUUAACAUACAGUAGGCCUAUGGGAUAAGUUUAUCAUACAGUAGGCCUAUGGGAUAAGUCUAUCAUACAGUAUUCCAAUGGAAUAAGUCUAUCAUACAGUAGGCCUAUGGGAUAAGUCAAUCAUACAGUAGGCCUAUGGGAUACGUUUAUCAUACAGUAGGCCUAUGGGAUACGUUUAUUAUACAGUAGGCCAAUGGGAUAAGUUUAACAUACAGUAGGCCUAUGGGAUAAGUUUAUCAUACAGUAGGCCUAUGGGAUACAUGUAUCAUACCCAUCAGACCCAUGGGGCGGCGCACAAUUGGCCCAGCGUCGUCCAGGGUAGGGGAGGGAAUGGCCGGCAGGGAUGUAGCUCAGUUGGUAGAGCAUGGCGUUUGCAACGCCAGGGUUGUGGGUUCGAUUCCCACGGGGGGCCAGUAUGAAAAAUUGUAUGCACUAACUGUAAGUCGCUCUGGAUAAGAGCGUCUGCUAAAUGACUAAAAUGUAAAAUGUAAAAUCAUACAGUAGGCCUAUGGGAUAAGUUUAACAUACAGUAGGCCUAUGGGAUAAGUUUAUCAUACAGUAGGCCUAUGGGAUACGUUUAUUAUACAGUAGGCCUAUGGGAUAAAUUUAACAUACAGUAGGCCAAUGGGAUAAGUUUAACAUACAGUAGGCCUAUGGGAUAAGUUUAACAUACAGUAGGCCAAUGGGAUAAGUUUAACAUACAGUAGACCUAUGGGAUAAGUUUAACAUACAGUAGGCCAAUGGGAUAAGGGUAUCUUUUUUAUUAUUUUAUUAUUAUUAUUUAUUUUUUGUCAUUUAGCAGAUGCUCUUAUCCAGAGCGACUUACAGUUAGUGAGUGCAUACAUUAUUUUUUAUUUAUUUUUUCAUACUGGCCCCCCCAUGGGAAUCGAACCCACAAUCCUGGCGUUGCAAACGCCAUGCUCUACCAACUGAGCUACAUCCCUGCCGGUCAUUCCCUCCCCUACCCUGGACGACGCUGGGCCAAUUGUGCGCCGCCCCAUGGGUCUCCCGGUCGCGGCCGGCUACGACAGCUAGCACUGCGAUGCAGUGCCUUAGACCACUGCGCCACUCGGGAGCCCAAACCCAGACCUGGACUAAAAAGCCCUUUUAAUGGAGGUUCUCCAUUGUGAAUGCUUUUUAGUCCGAUACUACUCUUAAUCUGUCUCUGGGAAAUCAGACAUUAAUAAAGGGUUUACUUAGGUCACUACAGUACAAUGCUGUUCUCUUCUGACUAACAUACAGGAAGGACGUGCUGCGUUUCCUGGAUGCUGAGAGGGACGUUUCAGUGGUGAAGAGCAGUUUCAAACCAGGCGACACUAUCCACUACGUCCUCGACAGACGCCGAACGCUCAACAUCUCCCACACGCUGCACAGCCUGCUACCGGACGUCUCUCCGCUCAAGAACAAGCGCUUCAAGACAUGCGCGGUGGUGGGCAACUCCGGCGUGCUUCUCAACAGCGGAUGUGGCAAGGAAAUCGACAGGCAUGACUUUGUCAUACGGUACUGCUGCUGCCUCUCAAAAGGAUAGUUCACUGUUUAUACAAUCCGAAAUAAUUAUGCAGCUAGAGUACUUUCAGUACAGAGCACAAACUGCUGAUGCGUUUUGCAUCAUAUGAUAUGAAUGACCCCUUUUAAGGCUACAAUGUCUGGUCUAUGUUUUAUUAGCCAAGGGUUAGGACUUCUUAACGCCGUUAAGGCAUUGAAAUUCUCUGACACUCUAUGAGAAAAGGUUGGAUCUUUUUGCCCGGCAAAAAAAUACGUAAUGCAGUUUGGCUCCGCUAUCAUUAGCCCUUCCAGAACGUAUAUGUUCAUAGAAAACACUCAAGGUAAUGACAAUAUUAGCUGUAAUUAUCUCAUGGAUAGAAGCCACAUAUUGGAUCAACACAUAAGGAGAAAUUAUUCCCCCGUCUGCAUUUAAUGAGCGGUUCUUGGGUUUAUGUGCCCAUGCGGGCCACAUUAAAUUAAAUCAGGAAAAUAGCAUCACUCUUCUCUUGUCUAGUGUUUGGGUUUGCCUCUAGCUUAGUGACACUUCCAUACAAAUAUUACUAGAUGAUAAGAAUUUAAAUUACCUUAGCAUUUAUAACAGUCAGGUUCAUAUGUCAUAUUGUAUGACGUGACAUCGAUAAGAAGAUUGUGUUAUGAUUCAUAAAUGGUUGUUGUGAAUAUUAAACAGACAAAGCCAGAAGCACAUACUGUUAGUGUUGAUCAAAGAUGCUACUUCUGAAUAGUCUGCCUCGUGAUGCAAUACCACAACUUGUUGAAGCACAGUAAAGAGGAAGGAAAUACAUUCCACCAAUAUUUCCAUUUGUGCCGUCAGCCCAGUACAGACAUAAUGAUGAUGAUGCCCCAAAUGGCACGCUAUCCCCUAUAGUGGGCUUCUUUUGACGAGGGCCCAAAGUUAUUGUCUGCAGAGUAUUGAGUGGAGUUGAAUCGUAGCCUCUAGAACAUCGCUCUUCAUUCCUGGACCUGGAAUGCUACAGGGUGUACACAAGGUUUUGUUCCAGCCCAGCACUAACACACCUGAUAUAACUCAUCAAGGUUAGUGUGUACAGUGCCUUGCAAAAGUGUUCAUCCCCCUUGGCGUUUCUUCCAAUUUUGUUGCAUUACAACCUGUAAUUUAAAUGGAUUUUUAUUUGGAUUUCAUGUAAUGGACAUACACAAAAUAGUCCAAAUUGGUGAAGUGAAAAUUCUAAAAAAUAAAUAACGGAAAAGUGGUGCGUGCAUAUGUAUUCACCCCCUUUGCUAUGAAGCCCCUAAAUAAGAUCUGGUGCAACCAAUUACCUUCAGAAGUCACAUAAUUAGUAGUUAACUAAAGUCCACCUGUGUGCAAUCUAAGUGUCACAUGAUCUGUCACAUGAUCUCAGUAUAAAUACUGUUCUUCUACUAAUCUCACUGCAACUCCCCUCCAAGUCUCCGACCACUACUUUGUAUCCUUUUCUCUCUCGCUCUCCACCUACACUACUCACUCAGCCCCUACUCAGAUGGUAAUGUGCCGUCGCAACCUUCGCUCUCUCUCUCUCCCGCUACUCUCUCCUCUUCCAUCCUAUCAUCUCUUCCCUCUGCUAAAUCCUUCUCCCUCCGAUCUCCUGAUUCUGCCUCCUCAACCCUCCUCUCCUCCCUUUCUGCAUCUUUUGACUCUCUAUGUCCCCUAUCCUCCCGGCCGGCUCAGUCCUCCCCUCCUGCUCCGUGGCUUGACGACUCAUUGCGAGCUCACAGACCAGGGCUCCGGGCAGCCGAGCGGAAAUGGAGGAAAACUAGACUCCCUGCGGACCUGGCAUCUUUUCACUCCCUCCUCUCUACAUUUUCUUCCUCUGUUUCUGCUGCUAAAUCCACUUUCUAAAUUCCAAGCAUAUGCCUCUAACCCUAGGAAGCUCUUUGCCACCUUCUCCUCCCUGCUGAAUUCCCCCCCCCCCCCCCCCCUCUGUGGAUGACUUCGUCAACCAUUUUGAAAAGAAGAUUGACGACAUCUGAUCAUCGGUGGUUAAGUCAAAUGACACUGCUGGUCCUGCUCACACUGCCCUACCCUAUGCUUUGACUUCUUUCUCCCCUCUCUCUCCAGAUGAAAUCUUGCGACUUGUGACGGCUGGCCGGCCACCCAACAACAUGCCCGCUUGACCCUAUCCCCUCCUCUCUUCUCCAGACCAUUUCCGGAGACCUUCUCCCUUACCUCACCUCGCUCAUCAACUCAUCCUUGACCGCUGGCUAUGUCCCUUCUGUCUUCAAGAGAGCGAGAGUUGCACCCCUCCUCAAAAAACCUACACUCGAUCCCUCCGAUGUCAACAACUACAGACCAGUAUCCCUUCUUUCUUUUCUCUCCAAAACUCUUGAGCGUGCCGUCUCUAGCCAACUCUCCUGCUAUCUCUCUCAGACUGACAUUCUUGAUCCAAACCAGUCAGGUUUCAAGACUGGUCAUUCAACUGAGACUGUUCUUCUCUGUGUCACGGAGGCUCUCCGCACUGCUAAAGCUAACUCUCUCUCUUCUGCUCUUAUCCUUCUAGACCUAUCUGCUCCCUUUGAUACUGUGAACCAUCAGAUCCUCCUCUCCACCCUCUCCGGGUUGGGCAUCUCCGGCGCUGCUCACUCUUGGAUUGCGUCCUACCUGACAGGUCGCUCCUACCAGGUGGCGUGGCGAGAAUCUGUCUCCGCACCACGUGCUCUCACAACUGGUGUUCCCCAGGGCUCAGUUCUAGGCCCUCUCCUAUUCUCUCUAUACACCAAGUCACUUGGCUCUGUCAUAUCCUCACAUGGUCUCUCCUAUCAUUGCUACGCAGACGACACACAAUUAAUUUUCUCCUUUCCCCCUUCUGAUAACCAGGUGGCGAAUCGCAUCUCUGCAUGUCUGGCAGACAUAUCAGUGUGGAUGUCGGAUCACCACCUCAAGCUGAACAUCGGCAAGACGGAGCUGUUCUUCCUCCUGGGGAAGGACUGCCCGCUCCAUGAUCUCGCCAUCACGGUUGACAACUCCAUUGUGUCCUCCUCCCAUAGUGCAAAGAACCUUGGCGUGACCCUGGACAACACCCUGUCGUUCUCCGCUAACAUCAAAGCGGUGACCCGAUCCUGCAGGUUCAUGCUCUACAACAUUCGCAGAGUACGACCCUACCUUACACAGAAAGCGGCACAGGUCCUAAUCCAGGCACUUGUCAUCUCCCGUCUGGAUUACUGCAACUCGCUGUUGGCUGGGCUUCCUGCCUGUGCCAUUAAACCCCUACAACUUAUCCAGAACGCUGCAGCCCGUCUGGUGUUCAACCUUCCCAAGUUCUCUCAUGUCACCCCGCUCCCCCUCACACUCCACUGGCUUCCAGUUGAAGCUCGCAUCUACCGUGCUUGCCUACGGAGCUGUGAGGGGAACGGCACCUCCUUACCUUCAGGCUCUGAUCAGACCCUACACCCAAACGAGGGCACUACGUUCAUCCAACUCUGGCCUGCUAACCCCCCUACCUCUACGGAAGCACAAUUUCCGCUCAGCCCAGUCAAAGCUAUUCGCUGCUCUGGCACCCCAAUGGUGGAACAAGCUCCCCCACGACGCCAGGACAGCGGAGUCACUGACCACCUUCCGGAGACACUUGAAACCCUACCUCUUUAAGGAAUACCUGGAAUAGUCUAACAGUAAUCCUUCUACACCCGCCUCUCCCCCAGUGGUGGUUGUCCCACUGGCUAUCCUAAGUUGAAUGCACCAAGUCGCUCUGGAUAAGAGCGUCUGCUAAAUGACUUAAAUGUAAACGUAAUAUACACCUGUUCUGAAAGGCCUCAGAGUCUGCAACACCACUAAGCAAGCGGCACCAUGAAGACCAAGGAGCUCUCCAAACAGGUCAGGGACAAAGUUGUGGAGAAGUACAGAUCAGGGUUGGGUUAUAAAAAAAUAUCUGAAACUUUGAACAUUCCACGGAGCACCAUUUAAAUCCAUUAUUACAAAAUUGAAAGAAUAUGGCACCAUAACAAACCUGCCAAGAGAGGGCCGCCCAUCAAAACUCACGGACCAGGCAAGGAGGGCAUUAAUCAGAGAGGCAACAAAGAGACCAAAGAUAACCCUGAAGGAGCUGCAAAGCUCCACAGCAGAGAUUGGAGUAUCUGUCCAUAGGACCACUUUAAGCCGUACACUCCACAGAGCUGGGCUUUACGGAAGAGUGGCCAGAAAAAAGCCAUUGCUUAAAGACAAAAAUAAGCAAACACGUUUGGUGUUCGCCAAAAGGCAUGUGGGAGACGCCCCAAACAUAUGGAAGAAGGUACUCUGGUCAUAUGAGACAAAAAUUUAGCUUUUUGGCCAUCAAGGAAAAUGCUUUGUCUGGCGCAAGCCCAAUACCUCUCAUCACCCCGAGAACACCAUCCCCACAGUGAAGCAUGGUGGUGGCAGCAUCAUGCUGUGGGGAUGUUUUUCAUCGGCAGGGACUGGGAAACUGGUCAGAAUUGAAGGAAUGAUGGAUGGCGCUAAAUACAGGGACAUUCUUGAGGGAAACCUGUUUCAGUCUUCCAUAGAUUUGAGACUGGGACGGAGGUUCACCUUCCAGCAGGACAAUGACCCUAAGCAUACUGAUAAAGCAACACUUGAGUGGUUUAAGGGGAAACAUUUAAAUGUCUUGGAAUGGCCUAGUCAAAGCCUAGACCUCAAUCCAAUUGAGAAUCUGUGGUCUGACUUGAAGGACCUGGAGCAGUUUUGCCUUGAAGAAUGGGCAAAUAUCCCAGUGGCUAGAUGUGCCAAGCUUAUAGAGACAUACCCCAAGAGACUUGCAGCUGUAAUUGCUGUAAAAGGUGGCUCUACAAAGUAUUGACUUUGGGGGAAGGGGGUGUGAAUAGUUAUGCAUGCUCAAGUUUUCUGUUUUUUUUGGGUCUUAUUUCUUGUUUGUUUCACACAAAAAAUAAAUUUGCAUCUUCAAAGUGGUAGGCAUGUUGUGUAAAUCAAAUGAUACAAACCCCCCAAAAAUCCAUUUUAAUUCCAGGUUGUAAGGCAACAAAAUAGGAAAAAUGCCAAGGGGGGUGAAUACUUUCGCAAGCCACUGUAAGUGCAAGGCUGGAACAAAAAUUAGCAUUAACACUGAGCUUUUCCAGGACCCGGGAGUGAAGACUCUGAAGAUCGACCACCCUUACAAAGAACAGCAUUUAUUCUCCCCCUCUUUAAGCUUAUUGGUAUUGAAAGUGUGUUGAGGUCGAGGUCGUACUCUUUCUCUAAUGGCUCUCUCUCUAUCCGUUGUUGACUUAGCUGUAACCUGGCGCCGCUGGCCGAGUUCGCCGAGGACGUGGGGCUGCGGUCCGACUUCACCACCAUGAACCCCUCUGUCAUCCAGAGGGUGUACGGCGGCCUGAAGAACGCCACGGACACGGAGAGGUUCGUCCAGCGCCUGCGGAUGCUCAACGACAGCGUGCUGUGGAUUCCGGCCUUCAUGGUGAAGGGAGGAGAGAGGCACGUGGAGAGCGUCAACGAGCUCAUCGUCAAGAGGAAGCUGAGGGUGAGGACGGCCUACCCGUCGCUGAGGCUCAUCCACGCGGUGAGAGGGUGAGUUGAGUUUUGCCACACGUGUACUAUAUGCAUGAACACAUUGACACACAUUCUCACAUACGGUAUACACUACAGUACACACACACACACACAGUCAGGUAGCUGUUCAUAAAGAGUCUGUUAUGGGCCAUUAAAUGCUUACCUAUUAUACAAUUGGUUGCAUCUUACAGCUCAGUAUAAAGUAAGCCAUGCACAUAUACACACACACACACACACACACACACCACAUAUCACACACACACACACACACCACAUAUACACACACACACACACACACCACAUAUCACACACACACACACACCAAAUUAAAGGUGCAUUAGCAUGAUACUCUUAAUUAACAGAACAGUAUUUCUUACCUUCAUAAAGAGAUAGUCUGCUAUGGGACAUUAAUUAAGUGUUUGCAUAUAAUACAAUUGGUAGCACUUUACAACUCAGUAAAUUAAAGAUGAUAUCAUUAUACAGGUACAGCUCUCAUACUAUUACAACAUUAGAGCCCCUUAAUGUUGACAAAGUAAAGUUAUAGUAUGCAUCCCAAAUGGCACCCUAUUCCCUAUAUAAUGGAGGGACCCUGGUCAAAAGUAGUGCACCAUGUAGGGAAUAGGGUACCAUAUGGGAAGCACCCUAGAGGUCUGAGAUCUGAGGUCUAAUGCAUUCUAUCAAUGUGCCAUUCAUUGUUCAUUUUGUUGGGAGAAAAACAUUUCAAAUUAUUGAUUGAAACUAGCCUGGUCCCAGAUCUGUUUGUGCUGUCUCACCAACUCCUAUGGUCACUGUCACAUGUUGUCGUGACAGUUGGCAAGACAACACAAACAGAUCGUAGACCAGGCUAGACUGAAGUACUGCCUCUCUAACCCUUUAACAUUAUUUUUACCCCUAGAGAUAGACCAGUGAUGUCGUUCUCUGUUUGUUUUCAUCUCAUUGGAACCCACAUUUUUUCAAUGGAAAUAUAAAUUAUUUUCAAUUUGGUGUCUAAACCCCAUGAAUCUGGUGUCUAAACCUAAUGAAUCUGGUGUCUAAACCCCAUGAAUCUGGAGACCAUACCCCAUGCAUCUGGUGUCUAAACCUAAUGAAUCUGGUGUCUAAACCCCAUGCAUCUGGUGUCUAAACCUAAUGAAUCUGGUGUCUAAACCCCAUGAAUCUGGAGUCCAUACCCCAUGAAUCUGGAGUCCAUACCCCAUGAAUCUGGAGUCCAUACCCCAUGAAUCUGGAGUCCAUACCCCAUGAAUCUGGAGUCCAUACCCCAUGAAUCUGGAGUCCAUACCCCAUGAAUCUGGAGUCCAUACCCCAUGAAUCUGGAGUCCAUACCCCAUGAAUCUGGUGUCUAAACCCCAUGAAUCUGGUGUCUAAACCCCAUGAAUCUGGUGUCUAAACCCCAUGAAUCUGGUGUCCAAACCCCAUGAAUCUGGUGUCCAAACCCCAUGAAUCUGGAGUCCAAACCCCAUGAAUCUGGUGUCUAAACCCCAUGAAUCUGGAGUCCAAACCCCAUGAAUCUGGAGUCCAAACCCCAUGAAUCUGGAGUCCAAACCCCAUGAAUCUGGAGUCCAAACCCCAUGAAUCUGGAGUCCAUACCCCAUGAAUCUGGCCGUAAUGACUAGAGAGGGAGUUUGCGUCCCAAAUGGCACCUUAUUCCCUAUAUAGUGCACUACUUUUGACCAGGGCCCAUAGUGAGCUCUGGUCAAAAGUAGUGCACUAUAUAGGGAAUAGGGUGCCAUUUAGAAUGCAGUCAGAGGGAAGUCACGCCAUAGCAACUGCCCCCCCACUGCUGUCGUCCAGCAUCAAAGGGGGUGUAGAGCUAGGAGGAGCUACCUGCGGUGACCUCUAAAGGGGGCUAAGAGCUAGCUACCUGGGGUGACCUCUAAAGGGGGUGUGGAGCUAGGAGCUAGCUACCUGGGGUGACCUCUAUAGGGGGUGUGGAGCUAGGAGCUAGCUACCUGGGGUGACCUCUAAAGGGGGCUAAGAGCUAGCUACCUGGGGUGACCUCUAAAGGGGGUGUGGAGCUAGGAGCUAGCUACCUGGGGUGACCUCUAUAGGGGGCGUGGAGCUAGGAGCUAUUUACCUGGGGUGACCUCUAAAGGGGGUGUGGAGCUAGGAGCUAGCUACCUGGGGUGACCUCUAUAGGGGGCGUGGAGCUAGGAGCUAGCUACCUGGGGUGACCUCUAAAGGGGGCUAAGAGCUAGCUACCUGGGGUGACCUCUAUAGGGGGCGUGGAGCUAGGAGCUAGCUACCUGGGGUGACCUCUAAAGGGGGCUAAGAGCUAGCUACCUGGGGUGACCUCUAUAGGGGGCGUGGAGCUAGGAGCUAGCUACCUGGGGUGACCUCUAAAGGGGGCGUGGAGCUAGGAGCUAGCUACCUGGGGUGACCUCUAAAGGGGGCGUGGAGCUAGGAGCUAGCUACCUGGGGUGACCUCUAUAGGGGGCGUGGAGCUAUGAGCUAGCUACCUGGGGUGACCUCUAUAGGGGGCAUGGAGCUAGGAGCUAGCUACCUGGGGUGAUCCCUAAAGGGGGCGUAGAGAUAGGAGGAGCUACCUGCGGUGACCUCUAAAGGGGGUGUGGAGCUAGGAGCUAGCUACCUGGUGUGACCUCUAAAGGGGGCGUGGAGCUAGGAGCUAGCUACCUGAGGUGAUCUCUAAAGGGGGCGUGGAGCUAGGAGCUAGCUACCUGGGGUGACCUCUAAAAGGGGCGAGGAGCUACCUGCGGUGCGUCGUGUUAGUAUGCACUGCUUCACGCAGCAUGGUAAAGUAACCGGGCAACCCGCCUAUCACAUCUCCCCACGCCACAAUCAGCACGCCAUUCCACAUGCGUUCUCAUCAGGCUACAUUUCCGUCUGUGCUCAUGUCUUCAUACGCAGAUAGAUUGCUAGGGAUAAGACAAUGUCCAAUGUGAUUGGCUUCAAUUCAAUUCCAAUUUAGAACUCUGCGAGCCACGGAGGAAAGGAUAGAGACAGUGAAAGGAGUGAUGAGAAAAACGUAUUUGAAAGGAGAAAGUGUGUGGGACCUUAUUUAGAAACGUUGUUAUCACGAACAUACGGUUUAGGAGCUCAAGCUUCUCCGUAGGAGUUAAAGAGAGGGUAAUUGUGACGGUCGUCAUUUUCCCCGGCACAAAAACACAGCAAUGUAUUAAUUGUCCAAUUGACUGGUUGAUGAGUUAAUUGUUUUGUGGGUUGAUCGUUAGCCGUGCAGUUCCCCCAGGGGCACGCGUUGUGACCGUCUGAUUUUAUGGGCACAUUCAAUGUCCUUGUGAGUUGCCAUAGCAGCCAAGCACCGUGUUCUUUCAGUUCGAGUUUUCUGCUGCCCUGCCUCGCUGCUAAAUAUAGUUCGGUUGAAGGAGGAACAUGGCUAACAGGUCCACGGGACAGACCUAUCUAAAUUGUCUUCAUUUAAAGGCCCAACCUGUGAUAGGUACAGCCAUUUUUGAUUGUUUAAAUUAAUGAUAUAUACUGUAUAUAUACAGUACACCGAGUGAUUCUAGAGAAUAUUACUUAUAAAUGCCUCUUGGCUUUUUAUAGUUCAACUGUCUCUUUCUCAAUUGUCUAUGUAAACAAACAAUGUGUAUAGCUACAAAAUGUGGUUUAAACUAUCAUGUUGACCUCAUGGACUAUGGAGGACUAAAAGUGCCACAAUUAAAUAAAUAAAUACACCAUUAAAUAAUUACUUAAAUGUGUCAUUAAUUAAUUAAAAUUAGAAUUAAAUACAUAAAUGUGUUAUUAAAUGUGUCAUUAAUUAAUUCAAAUACCGAUUCAUUUUAUGUAAAAUACAUAUAUAAUAAUUUCACUAUUUACAUUUACAUUUCAUGGUCCUGCGUUGGAGUGCUUCCUGAAUUACUUAAAACUGUCAAACUGACCCAUCAAAAGUUGGUAGGCGGAACCUAACGCCUGAUUGGUUACCCUCUGCAUCAAGCCAAGACAAAUCAAUUCCGGAUAAUGUCAGCAGGUCCUGCUUCUACAUCCUCUGCUAAGUUUAAAAUGUCUCUAACCAACUCCCUGGAAAGUUCACGGAGAUCCUCCAUUGUCUCUAUCCAGGUUGGCCUACUCUACUUCAGACCAAAGCAAUGGAUCAGACUAGAUUCGCGUUAGCCCCGCCCACUGACUUUGAUGGGUCAGUUUGACAGUUUUAAGUAAUUCAUGAAUCACUGCAAUGCAGGAUCAUGAAAUGUAAAUGUAAAUAGUGAAAUAAUUAUAUAUGUAUUUUACAUAAAAUGAAUCGGUAUUUGAAUUAAUUAAUGAUACAUUUAAUUACACAUUUAUGUAUUUAAUUCUAAUUUUAAUUAAUUAAUGACACAUUUAAGUAAUUAUUUAAUGGUGUAUUUAUUUAUUUAAUUGUGGCACUUUUAGUCCUCCAUAAUGGACUGUCAGUCCUUGCAUCCAUUAAAUGGAGAGUCGUUACAUUUCUCAAGCCCCAUCCCCCGGCUUUAUAGCAAACCAUGACUGAAAAAUAAAGAUUGUGGCUUAAAGUAAAACAAAUAUAUAUAUAUAUAUAUAUAUAUAUAUGUUUAGGACGGCACUGGCCCUUAUAAUUACCAUUAUCUGUGAUAAUUUGGGUGGGAUCAAGUGCUAGCCACCCAGAUAGCACACAAACCUCAACAUAGGUACGAUGUGUACAGGAUACAUCAGGAAUAUGUAGUUUGGACAUCUUUUGAACAUUGGCAAGAGUAUUGACGAUGUAUUUCGAAUGCCUACAUUCUAAAAUCUACAGGCAUCAACGUUCUAUUUUAAUAUCUCUGUGAUGUCUUCCCAAUGUGCAAACGCUUUCCACAUUACAUAUUCCCAACGCAAUUUCUUAUGUCAGCUGAGCCAGACGUGUACAUGUUUACUGGGCGCUGACCCACUGCAAAUAAUAUUUUUAUCCCGCACACUUCAGGCUCAAUAUUCAGUUCACUGGACAGUGCAUUGUGUUAUUGUAAAAAGAUCAAGUGCAGAGGCAAAUAAUGAUUUACGUAUGUCUGUGUUUAUUUGGUCAAUAGCAAAAAGGACUUGGAUUUGUUUCCCCAGCAUGACAUCUGGAGAAUGUGCUCUUUUUUUCAUCCAAUCCAAAUUAUCAUUCUCCUCGACACACACGUCUGUCUUGGGAAUUGGAAACUGUCGGUUGUUCUUUAAUUCAUCAGUUGUUGGGAGUCUCUCUCAAAAAAUUUCCCUUUUCUGUUUCGAAUCCAUUGACGUGUUGAAGCCUCCAAGGAUGCAGCCCAUAAGCCUUCGGCAUGAAUAUAACUUGAGUACGGAGGAGCUGUCAUUACAUUCAAUUAGUAGUCUGAGCUGUUAUUCUAUCACAAAACAACGUUGCCGCCAGCAUUAUUUAGGCUACUAUAGAGAAUUGGAGCCAUUUUGAGUGUUUUAGGGAAUACGUACCUGGCACUCUGCUGUUGUAUUGUGGAUUACUAGAGAUAACAGCGGUGAGAUGUUUGUAGCCAUCUGUAUCAGUAAUGGAAUCAGGUUACUGUAAGUCUGAGCGAGGCUUAGUAAAACAAGUUGUUCUUGUUUUCCAGGUACUGGCUGACAAACAAGAUCAAUAUCAAACGGCCCAGCACCGGAUUGUUGAUGUACACUUUGGCCACGCGCUUCUGCGACGAGAUUCACUUGUAUGGAUUCUGGCCCUUUCCGCGGGACUCAAAUGGAAAUGUGGUGAAGUACCAUUACUACGACUUGCUCAAGUAUCGAUACUUCUCCAACGCAGGCCCUCACAGGAUGCCACUGGAGUUCAAAACGCUGAAAAUGCUGCACAGUAAAGGAGCUCUGAAGUUGACGACUUCGAAGUGCGAAUCUUAAAGUGCUCUUCCUCGACGGAGUGCCAUUUUGUGGCAUAAACGGACACUUUGUUUGCGUUACUAGAAAGCACACAAGGCUGUAUGACUGCUGAGUUGACUACGGAGGACAGUUGAUGAUGAAUAAUUGCAAAAGUAGCAAGUAAAAGUGAGCGUGCCUUUUUUUAAAUGAACAAUGUAAAGGUACAAAACAAAGAAUGUAAUUGAAAAAUGAUUAGUCUUAUCUAAAUGUCAGGUUUGGCAUUGUAAGCAUCAUGGCUGAGAAAUCAGGAAACCAAACCUUUGGAUGGAGCAUCAGAGACGACCAGAUUGAUUACAAUACCAUGGAUUUCUACACUGGUCAUUGCAGUAGUUCUCUAAUAGACAAAGCACGAAGACCGGUGGCUGCGGUGUGUUAGCGAUUACCUGCUG